Messenger RNA from Rotaria sp. Silwood2, 249 nucleotides. Lineage: Eukaryota; Metazoa; Rotifera; Eurotatoria; Philodinida; Philodinidae. The record is from the annotation of a GenBank genome assembly.
AUGUUAUUAACAGACAAAAAUGAAGCUGAUGAUAAUAAAAAUCAGUAUCCAUAUUCUGAUUCUCAGAGUGAGUAUGAUAUUUUAGCUACUGAAUUAGGUGAUACAUCAACUGAUGAACAUAUAUCAGAACAAUUGGAUUCAUCAAAUUCUGAUAUUGAUAAAAACGACACUGUUACACAUAGUCAAUCUGAAACAGCCGAAAAGGGCGGUGCUUUAUGGUUUACAUGUCCAGAUUCACUAGAAGGCUGA